GUACGUGCAUGCGCGCGCGUGCGCGUUGCAGCCAAUUGUUGCGAGGCUGCUGCGAGGUGGAGCUUCUUUACCCGGGCGGACGCGACCGAGUCAGCAGCCUGACAGCAAGCGGCAGAGAGGAGGCAGUCAGGAGGUAAAGAAGGCAGUCCGGAGCUCCAACAUGAACGCCAAGACGUCGCGCUUCCUCGUCUUCUUCCUCGUCCUCGUCGCCGCUGUGACGGCCAAGGCGCCCAGGCUCAAAUUUGUGGUGCACGAACCAUCUCGAUUCCACUUCGACAAGCCCGAGAACUACGUCAGCAUGUACCACCAGGAGGGGAACAACACGCUGUACGUGGGCGGGCAGGCCAUGAUCUACGUGCUCACCUUCGGCAACAGAGGCGUACAUGACCUGCAGAUCCCAGCACCGUCAGAUCAGACCGCCAUCGACACCUGCAAGGCCAAGGCGGCACCGCUCGAGAUGGAGUGUGAUAAUUUCAUCACAGUCAUUGAGAAAGUCAACGACACCUUCAUCGUGUGUGGGACAAAUGCUGGGAGUCCUCGCUGCUGGAUGCUGGUUAACGACACAGUGCUGACCGACGUCCAGGGAGUCGGACAAAUCGCAUCGCCCUCUGACAUCUCCCCACCUUACCCCUCGCAGAGGUCCAUCAGCCUGCCCGCAGAUGGAAGUCUGUAUUCCGCCAUGUCAUCAGUGGGAGGCCACGCUGGUUCUAUCCGCCGUACGUUCGGACCCCAGAAACUCCUGAAGACAGAAAACGUUUGGCUGCUGAAUCCGCAGUUUGCUGGGGCCGCCAUCAUCCCUGCCUCCCUAAAAUACAAGGAGGAGAUCUACUUCUUCUUCAGUGAGUUCAACAAGACAGCCCGAGUGGACGAGGAGCCGUACAGGGCCCGCAUCGGCCGGAUCUGCAUGGUGGACGAGGGCGGGAUCAAGGCUCUGUUGGCCGACUCGUGGACCACCUUCCUGAAGGCACGGGUCAUGUGCGGCGCCGGAAACACUCAGCAGCAGUACAACAACAUGAAGCAUGCGGUGGUACUGACAGCUAAGGACAAGCGGGCCGGUGUCAUGUACGGCCUGUUUUCCAACGCGUGGGGCAGAAGUGUGAUUUGUGCCUAUUCCAUAGAAGACAUCGACCAGGCCUUCUCCACAUCCAAACUUAAGGGCUACAGCAGCUCCUUUAUUGGCAGUCGUCCUGGGAUGUGUGUCCGUAAAAACUCCACGGCGGGCGGUCCCAACGACAUAAAAAACCUGGGCGUGAUCCGGUACCAUCCGGAGAUUGAGGACGUGAUCCGGCCCGUAGGCGUGGCUCCGCUGGACCUCCCGACGGAUGACCAAAUCACGCACACGGUGGCAGACAUUGUCCUCGCCGUCAACGAAGAGCACUACAGCGUCCUUUACCUCGGAACAGAACAAGGAAAAGUCCACAAAGUUCUUCACAGCAGCGAGGGUGUCUUCAUCAUCUCUCAGUACUCCAUGUUUCGUAACGAGGGGCCCGUCCUGAACAUGGCCAUUGACCCGCAAAAGGGACACUUGUACGUUGCCACGGCGAUGGAGGUCCAGCGGCUGCCACUGGCCGACUGCGGUCGCUAUGGCGACACAUGCAGGGAGUGCAUCCUCUCCAGGGACCCGUAUUGCGGGUGGGACAAGAACAGGAGGCGGUGCAUCGCCAUCCCGGCCGGCUACAACGUCACGACUGGGACACUCGUUCAGAAUCUGGACCAAUCCAACUCGUCGGUUUGCGGGGAAGCUGCUGCCCUGAAGCUGCGCCGCACCUCCCCAAGAGAAGUGGUGGUACAGUCAAACACCUCCAUCUUCCUGCCGUGUCCCGUGCGCUCCUUCCUCGCCACGUACCGCUGGGAGAAGGACAACUGCGUCAAGAACUACCCCUGCCUUUUCUCGGGCGACUUCUGUGUCCUUGGGCCAGCGAUGGACACGCCCCUCAAGGAGGGCAUCUUCCGUUGCAUGGCUACCGAGGACGGAUUCAAGGUGGAGGUCAUCUCCUUCAAGCUGGUGAACCACGGCGGGCUCCUGGCCGCCUCCCUCGCCUCCACCUUGGGGCUGUCACUCGUGCUCGCCAUGGCCACCCUUUGGCUUCAUUAACUGCAGCUAAUGCUAAUGCUAAUGCUAACCACAUACCCUUAAAGACAGUAAAUAGACGAGAGGUUUGGUUCACAGAGCAUUCAAGUCUGGGGUUUAACAACAAUUGUCAAUAAAUGAACUAAAUCAGUAUCAAACAGAGUCAAAGUCACUUCCAUUUGGGUCUAAAAAGAGCUUGAAACUAUGGUAGAGUGCAUGAAGAACUUUGUGAACCUUCCCUCUCUAACUGUAAACGCUAAACAUAUCCUAAGGGUUGGGCAAAAGAAACACCAAUACCAGGCCAAUUCUUUACGACCGUUUCUUUAACUCUUUUGACUAGAUUGUGCUUCUUUGUGGAUAUGUAAAGCUUUAAUACCGCUCUUACAUCUUGCAUCCUUCCACCUCAUUCGUAGUUUGAAAAAAAAAAAAAAAAAACAUGUCUGGUAUUGAGAUUUUCAAAGCCUUAACACUUCUGGGACAUCAACUCCUAAGCACAAUUUUGCAGUCAAUGCAGAAUACUGCGCACCCGGUUGGACUCUGGGUUGGGUUGGGUUUGACAGGAAGUAUGAGAAUGAGCCAAAGCUCAUUCCUGACCAUCACUGUGUCUCAGCACGUCCUCCUCAGACAAGGCAGUUUCUCGCAUCGUUUUACCUUCAGACAUUACACCUUGUUCACAGCUUUAGCCUUCCACGUCUCACCGCCAUCGGACCUCCCUUCUAAAAAGGUCAAAAACGUCAACCGCGACACCUCUGGGAAGGUUAGCUGGACCAGAAAGCAGCAAAUUAGAACUGCCCUUAGAAUCUUUGGUAAAUGUCAAAGACGAGUUCGGGUAGGCACUGAGGCAACAAGAUGAGGUGGACCCAGCUACGGCACUAUCAACCUCAAUAGAACCAUGCCGUUAGAGGGGUUUUAUACUUUAUAGAACGUCAGAGAACAGAACUAAGCAAAUUACGUCCGAUGGUCUAUAAAGUUGUGGCGUAGAAGGGGCAAAGCUCUCAAUUUACCGGUCGAUCUACGUUCCCAUCCUCACCUAUGGUCAUGAGCUUUGGGUUAUGACAAGCGGCCGAAAUGAGCUUCCUCGACCGGGUGGCGGGGCUCUCCCUUAGAGAUAGGGUGAGAAGCUGUCAUCCGGGAGGAGCUCAAAUUAAAGCCACUGCGCCUCCACAUCGAGAGGAGCCAGAUGAGGUGGUUCGGGCAUCUGGUCAGGAUGCCACCCGAACGCCUCUCUAUAGAGGCGUUUCGGGUGCGUUCGACCGGUAGGAGGCCAUGGGGAAGACCCAGGACACGUUGGGAAGACUAUGUCUCCCAGCUGGCCUGGGAAUGCCUCAGGGUCCCCCGGGAGGAGCUGGACGAAGUGGCUAGGGAGAGGGAAGUCUGACCUAUGGUCAUGAGCUUUGGGUUAUGAGCGAAAGGACAAGAUCACGGGUACAAGCGGCCGAAAUGAGCUUCCUCGACCGGGUGGCGGGGCUCUACCUUAGAGAUAGGGUGAGAAGCUCUGUCAUCCGGGAGGAACUCAGAGUAAAGCCGCUGCUCCUCCACAUGGAGAGGAGCCAGAUGAGGUGGUUCGGGCAUCUGGUCAGGAUGCCACCCGAACAACUCCCUAUGGAGGCGUUUCGGGUGCGUUCGACCGGCAGGAGGCCAUGGGGAAGACCCAGGACAUGUUGGGAAGACUAUGUCUCCCAGCUGGCCUAGGAAUGCCUCAGGGUCCCCCGGGAGGAGCUGGACGAAGUGGCUGGGGAGAGGGAAGUCUGGGAUGAAUGGAUGGAUGGUCUGUAAAGUUGUGAACAAGGUAUCGCAUGAUCAUUUCCGCCAAACCACGCAGACAUUACCAUAAGUUAUGUUUAUUUUCGAUUUUUUUUUUGCAAGGAGAAAAAAAAAAAAAGCUUGUACUUCAAUUUGAGAUGUUCUGUAUUUAAUUGCUGCCAGUGCUGAUUUCUACCAUUGCUGCCUCUCUAUGUGAAGAUUUGUCUCGAUGGUUUUGGAUUUUUAAUGCCAUAGCUAGACUGUGAUAUGUAUACCGAUGUUUUCUAACCGAGUCUCGAAGCUGUGAUACACAAUAACUUGUCAGACGAUGUUCAGCUGCAUUCACAAUUGACUGAUGAAGGAAUCAUUCAGCAUAUUUUAACGUCUCUCGAACUUCCCGUUUUAGUUGAAACUUAUUCUGCGGAUUCAGGAGAACUCUAUUUGGAGUCUCGCUCGGCGUUGACCCAUGUAGCAGAUUAGCUUGUUCUCCAGAGCUCUGACAUUGUCAUUCAGUAACUUAACACAAAUCUGGAGGUGUCGGGCUGUCCACUGUGGCCCACAUGUCAUUAAUAGCUAAUUAGGAGCUACUGUAGCUCGUUGUGCUCCAUAUUCGAUUUUAUGAGCAGUGAGGAUCUGAACGGCCACGUUGCCUUUCUAGCUCAGCUAGUCGCUGGUUGCAGAUCGGUUCGCUUUCUGCAAGGCGACAACGCGGGCGAGCGGAUACAAAUAACGAGUACAUGUCCAAGACUAAGCUGUGUUGAGCCAACAUUUUACUUCCGAGCCUACAAUGCAUGCACACUACACUUCAGCAGCCAAUAACCCUUCGUAUCGACCGCCCUUUUGCCACCUGUGUCAAAACUCGGGCUGCUACGUCCCUUCCUGUCCACGGACUUCAUGUACUUUUUGACAUCCUAACAUUUACAGAGCGUCACAGCUCAGUUCCGGGUCUUUCCCCAACCGAGCAACCAGAAAGUCAAGACCUGCAUGUGAGUUGAAUACAAACAUUUGGAUUUUCUUCGGUCCAAAGUGGGUCUUCAAGCAACCGCCUUAUCGGAAAGUCCUUACGCUCGCCUCCGGCCCGCCGUCUUUGUUCGCAGAAAGCGGGUGUGUUGCCUUCAGGAAUCCGUUAAGGCGGACCCCCACGUUGUCGUGUCGUUUCUGCGGUCUAGAGUGCUGUACAUGGUGUGUCCUGACAACCUGUCAGAAGUCCAACUAUAUUAUAGCCAUGAAUGAUAUAUUAAUAAUACCAUUAUUUUUAAAGCUCAUAUAUCUGGUGCAAUAGAUAUCCAUGUAACAAAUCUUUAUUGACAUGUGUCAAUCUCAACAUGUGCAGUGACAACCAAUAAAAUAGGACGGAAAAACAAGACCUUUGUUUGACCUAUCUGAGUUUGGGAAGAGCAAUUUUUGGGGAUGUACAGAUGUCGCAUUAUUCUAGAGAAGAUGUUUUGUUUCGAUAAACCGUGCAAGCAAAAGAUGGAAGACCAACGUGCAGACUGAGGUGAUAAAAUGGCUGAUGCCCUUUAGACGCUGCCUGUCAAUGCAAGCGUGUGUAACAGCGCCCCCUGCUGGAUGGACUUCGAACAAUCGAGCACAAUUUUGCUCAGCCUGUCAGGUUAUCUGACGCCAGAGCAGUCUGUUGUUUUUUUGCUGCUACAACUCAACGGCCUAGUGGUUAGACCAGUGGUUCUUAACCUUGUGGUUCUUAACCACCAGUUUCAUAUGCGCAUUCACCAAACCCUUCUUUAGUGAAAAAAAAAAUUUUGGGUUUUUCUCAAAUUCAAGACAAAGUUAUAUGUUUUUGGUAACACUUUAGUAUGGGGAACAUAUUCUAAGUAACAAAGACUUAAUUUAGAGUUAUUUGGUUAGGGUUAGGGUUAGAGCAGUGGUUCUUAACCUGGGUUCGAUGGAACCCUAGGGGUUCGGUGAGUCAGGCUCAGGGGUUCGGCGGAGGUCGAGACACACCCGACUCAUCGUGUAAAUAAAAACUUCUCCCUAUGUGCGUAUUACGGAUACGGCAACAGCUGACUGGUUUGCAGGUGUGUAAUUUGUUGUGAGUUUAUGUACUGUGUUGGUUUUGUUGUUUGAACAAGGUGAUGUUCAUGCACGCUUCAUUUUGUGCACCAGUAUAAAAACAUGGUAACACUUUAGUAUGGGGAACAUAUUCACCAUUAAUUAGUUGCU
Entelurus aequoreus (snake pipefish) is the source of this 5995-nucleotide messenger RNA. RefSeq lists its product as uncharacterized. The transcript is spliced from 15 exons. The record is from RefSeq and is a predicted model, not a curated record. Bases 161 to 2095 code for a protein of 644 amino acids. NCBI's taxonomy places the organism in Eukaryota, Metazoa, Chordata, Actinopteri, Syngnathiformes, Syngnathidae. Gene Ontology annotation, biological process: positive regulation of cell migration; neural crest cell migration; axon guidance. Gene Ontology annotation, molecular function: semaphorin receptor binding; chemorepellent activity.